AUGUAUAUCCUGAAGCUGCCAGUAGUUAUUAUUGUGCUCUCAGUUGCAAUGAGCCAACUGACAGCUACACCUGUUAAAAGUCAUCAACUGGAAAAACGCAAAUGCAACACCAUCACCUGCGCCACACAACGCCUGGCAAAUUUUUUAGUUCAUUCCAGCAACAACUUCGGGGCUAUUUUCUCACCUGUCAAUUUGGGAUCCAAAUCAUAUGGCAAGAGGAAUGCAGUCAAAGUUUUAAACACAGAACCACUUACCCCCUUGCCCCUGUAG
This is a messenger RNA of Ochotona princeps (American pika), 270 nucleotides long. It is a transcript of the gene IAPP, whose product is annotated as islet amyloid polypeptide. The transcript is spliced from 2 exons. The coding region runs from base 1 to 270 and encodes 89 amino acids. The record is from RefSeq and is a predicted model, not a curated record. Gene Ontology annotation, molecular function: hormone activity. Lineage: Eukaryota; Metazoa; Chordata; Mammalia; Lagomorpha; Ochotonidae. Gene Ontology annotation, cellular component: extracellular region.